UUUUUCCGGAUAUCGAAGUUCCUGUUGCACGAUUUUACCUUAAAUAUUGUUUUUGCAGUUAUUGAAGCUUCACUGGUGUGGUUUUUCGAUAAAGCUUUGGCCAGUUUCAUCAAGCGAACAUGAAUGUUCCGUGUGCCAACGCGAACUCAAAAUAGUGCAUCGCUGUGGUCCGCUUAUCAUGCCUCUGGCGCCUGCAAACCAGUCACAACUGAUACGGUCCGGCCAGAAGGACGAACAUUACCAAAGUUUUCUGAGAAACAACGCCAACGAGGCUUUUCAGACAUUUGCUGGAUCAAAGCGAUGGUUGGACUGGAGGAGAGAGGUUGAACUGUUGUCUGACCUGGCAUAUUAUGGUUUGACCACAUUCUCAGGCUACCAAACCUUAGGCGAAGAGUAUGUCAGCAUUGUCCAGGUGGACCCCAGCAAAAGUCGGGUCCCCUCCCGCAUCAGACGAGGCCUCCUGGUCCUCUGCUACACUUUAGUGCCUUACCUCGUAGACAAGGUCCUGGUGUGCUUUGAGAAUGAGUUAGAAGCUGGAGAGGAGAACCAGAGGGACGGGGAGCUGUGGCGAGGAGCAUCCAGCCCAUGGAGUCUGGGAGGCUGGGUGAAGGGCUGGGUACGGAGGGCUGUGGGGAUGCUGUCGCAGUCUCAGCGGAGGGCCUUUGCUCCAGCUGUGUUCGCCCUCCAGCAGGGUCUUACCAUCUUCCAACGUAUCCAUGUGGCGCUGUUUUAUAUCAGCGGGAGAUACUAUCACUUGUCUAAGAGGACAGCUGGUGUUAGCUAUCUGCAGGUGUCGGGUGUGGGUGGUGAAGACCGGGGUAUCAGGACUGCCUACAGGUUUCUGGGAGCCAUGUCCCUCCUCCAGCUGGCUGUCACUGUGGCCCUGCAGCUGAACAACUUUAGACAGAGACAGAGAGCUAGGCAGGAGUGGAAACUCUACAGGAACCUGACCUCCAGUCCCCAACAUGAAGCAGUCUCCUCCUUGCGCACUGCUCGCUGUAUCCUGUGCUUAGAGGAAAGAAGACACUCUACCUCCACCCCCUGUGGCCAUCUCUUCUGCUGGGGGUGCAUCACUGAGUGGUGCAACACCAAGAUGGAGUGUCCCCUGUGUCGGGAGAAGUUCCAGCCUCACAGACUUAUAUAUCUGAGGAACUACGCUUAAACAGGCAAAAACCACAGACCUGACAAAAUAUACAUUCACAGGCAUGGAAAGACUCUUGUUUUGCAGGAUGUUGUUUUCUUUAAAGGCAGUGAAGACAAGUCACCUCUGAGAAUUGUACUGAAGACAUGAAAAGCAAAAUUUUCCAGCUGUCACUGAUCACAGAGAAAAUAAUUAUUUUGUUUCAGAGAAGAACUUUUAUUUAUUGAUAAUUUAAUUGAAUGAUUGUAUCGUUGUAUAAAUAUACAUUAAUUUCAACUUACUAAAACAUGCACACUAUUAAAUAAG
Messenger RNA from Lampris incognitus (smalleye Pacific opah), 1447 nucleotides. RefSeq names its product peroxisomal biogenesis factor 10 (gene pex10). Bases 179 to 1162 code for a protein of 327 amino acids. Lineage: Eukaryota; Metazoa; Chordata; Actinopteri; Lampriformes; Lampridae. The record is from RefSeq and is a predicted model, not a curated record. Gene Ontology annotation, cellular component: peroxisomal membrane. Gene Ontology annotation, molecular function: zinc ion binding. The transcript is spliced from 6 exons. Gene Ontology annotation, biological process: protein import into peroxisome matrix.